AAUAAAUACAAAAUUUCUUCUCAUUAUAGACAGAGCUUGGUUAGAGUUGCUCUAACUCCAACCAAAUUCCAGUGAGAUAGAUCUGUUGACUGGGUUUCCUGCGUAAAUUUGUUUUCCACUACUUUUUCCUUCGUUUCUUCUACUAGCGUUAAAGUUUUGAUCCAAAUCCCGACUCAAAGAACUCGUACCGAUCGAGAUUCGAAGAGCCGGGCGAGAAAUCGAGAGAGAGAGAGAGAGAAUGGAGGUGGAUGGUGGUGCUCCGUUGGACGACAAAGCCAAGAGAAUGAGAGAUCUGUUGUCGAGCUUCUACUCCGCAGAUCCUCCUCCUUCAAUGCCCUCAAAUACUUCUUCCAGAUACGCCACGCUUGACACCAUCAACACCACUUCUUUCGACGCCGAACAAUACAUGAAUCUCCUCGUACAAAAGUCAAAUUUAGAGAACCUGCUUCAGAGACAUGUUGAGAUGGCUGCUGAGAUUAAAAAUCUUGACACUGACUUGCAAAUGUUAGUGUAUGAAAACUACAACAAGUUUAUAAGUGCCACAGAUACAAUUAAGAGGAUGAAGAAUAACAUUGUGGGCAUGGAAUCAAAUAUGGAGCAGCUUCUUGAGAAGAUAAUAUCUGUGCAAUCUCGAAGUGAUGGGGUGAAUACUUCUCUCUUUGAAAAGAGAGAGCAUAUAGAGAAAUUGCAUCGAACUCGCAAUCUUCUGCGUAAAGUCCAGUUCAUAUAUGAUCUACCUUCUAGGCUUGGAAAGUGCAUAAAAUCAGAAGCUUAUGCUGAUGCAGUCAAGUAUUAUACAGGUGCAAUGCCAAUUUUUAAGGCAUAUGGGAACACAUCAUUCCAGGAUUGUAAGAGAGCAUCUGAAGAAGCAAUUUCUAUAAUUAAGAAGAACUUGCAGGGAAAGCUAUUCUCAGAUACUGAAUCCAUACAGGCAAGAGCUGAGGCUGCAAUGCUUCUUAAGCAGUUGGACUUCCCGGUUGAUAGCUUGAAGGCCAAACUCCUUGAAAAGUUAGAGCAAUCCAUUGACGAUCUCCGACCUGAAUCUAGAGAUAUAAGCAAUGCUUCUGUGGAUUGUGAUGAACCUUCUAAACAGGAAAUUUUUAUUGAUUCAGUCCCUUCUACUGCUCAUCAGGCUUCUACUCAUGAGUUUGUGGAAGCUCUCCGUGCUUAUCGAGUAAUAUUCCCUGAUUCGGAGCAGCAACUAAUCAAACUGGCACAAAACCUAGUUACUAAGAACUUUGAGGUCACUCAACAACAAAUCAGGAGACAGAUUCGUUCGGUAGACCUGUUGGGAAUGCUUCAGGCAAUUUGGACUGAUGUGCUCUUGAUGGAUGAAGUAUUACCCGAGGCUGCUCUCUCUGCUUUUUCUAUAGAGGCUGCCCAUGUUGCAGUCAAACAGUACAUUGAUAGCAGAUUUUCUCAUCUGCUACUUACCAUCUCAGAUGCCCUUACAAAAGUCCAAUGUAGACCGAAGGAGGGAGUAGAAGAAGAAUAUACUUUGGAGUCUGCCCUUGGUGCUAGCAAAAAAGCAGUAACCGAAGGCAGUAUGGAUGUCCUACAGGACUUCCGCCAACUCCUUGAUGAUGACCUAGGACUGCUGGUGAAGUUGAGAGCUUUACUUAAUGACUGGGUGCAGGAAGGAUUUCAAGAUUUUUUCAGAAAACUUGACAAUCACUUCCUCUUGCUUUCUGGAAAGAUCAAUUCAACUGGUCAAGAUCAAGGUUUGACAGAGGGAACACAGAAGGAAAAAAUUAUAUCUGGGCUUCUUGUUGUGCUAGCUCAACUUUCUGUUUUCAUCGAACAAAGUGCCAUCCCAAGAAUUACAGAGGAAAUAGCUGCCUCUUUUUCUGCUGGUGGUGCUCGAGGCUACGAAUAUGGUCCUGCUUUUGUUCCUGCAGAAAUUUGUCGAAUAUUUCGGUCAGCCGGUGAAAAGUUUUUGCACCUUUAUAUCAAUAUGAGAACUCAAAAGAUAUCAGUUCUCCUAAGGAAGAGGUUUACAACACCAAAUUGGGUCAAGCACAAAGAACCGAGAGAAGUUCACAUGUUCGUUGAUCUGUUUCUUCAAGAGUUGGAAGCAAUAGGAACCGAAGUUAAGCAAAUUUUACCUCAAGGGAUUCAUCGUAAACAUCAUCGAACGGACAGCAAUGGAAGCACGACGUCUUCACGCAGCAAUCCAUUACGAGAUGAUAGAAUAAUCCGGUCAAAUACCCAAAGGGGCAGGAGCCAGCUUCUGGAGACCCAUCUAGCGAAGUUGUUUAAGCAAAAAAUGGAAAUUUUCACAAAAGUUGAACAUACGCAGGAGUCAGUGGUAACAACAAUCGUAAAAUUUUGCCUGAAGAGUUUACAAGAGUUUGUCCGACUCCAGACCUUUAACCGUAGUGGAUUCCAGCAAAUACAGCUGGACAUUCAGUUCCUGAGGACCACUUUAAAGGAAACUGCUGAAGACGAAGCUGCCAUUGAUUUCCUACUCGAUGAGGUGAUUGUUGCUGCUGCGGAGCGAUGUCUUGAUCCAAUUCCCUUGGAACCCCCCAUCUUGGACAAGCUCAUACAAGCAAAGUUGGCCAAGAACUCAGAACAGAGCCCAGCUUCUUCGUCCUUGCAUGGAUUUUCAAGUCCGUAAUGCUAAUGCUCUGUGCUGUAGGGGCAACACAUUAGCUACAGCAGUUGUGUUUGAUGAUCCAAAUGAGAUACAGGCAUCUCAAGUAAACAAUAAUGUCUUGAAAGUUAGACAAACCAAGUUCAAGCUUGUUUGGAUUCGCUACAGUUCCCUACAUGGGAGGUAGCAAAGUUUUCGAAACUACCACUUUUAGUAUGAUCAAGAAAGUGGCACUGGGUGAUGCAGCGUUCACAGUCUGGAUUUGCACCCAAAAGUUCUUGGAACUUCGAUGUCCAGUUAUGUUGAAGUUUGUAAUGUGUAAUCAUUUUGGCCUCACUGGAAAUACGAUGCCCCGAGCAUUAUUCCCUCUGGACUUUCUAGUGUUUGUGGUAUAGUUUGCUCUGAUAUCAUACGCAUACAAACUAAGGAUGAUUCGUCUGAAAUCCUCUGAAAUGAAAUUUUCUCCUUUUCUA
Rhododendron vialii is the source of this 3069-nucleotide messenger RNA. RefSeq names its product vacuolar protein sorting-associated protein 51 homolog. The record is from RefSeq and is a predicted model, not a curated record. Lineage: Eukaryota; Viridiplantae; Streptophyta; Magnoliopsida; Ericales; Ericaceae. Bases 239 to 2620 code for a protein of 793 amino acids. The transcript is spliced from 20 exons. Gene Ontology annotation, biological process: lysosomal transport; endocytic recycling; retrograde transport, endosome to Golgi. Gene Ontology annotation, cellular component: membrane; GARP complex; EARP complex.